AUGGCACCUAUGGACACUAGCAAACCUUUGAGCCCCCCUCCCCCCACCCAAGAUCAGUAUGAGGCUCCGUGUGGAGUGGUAAGUUCGGCGGGAAGAUUUAUAACCAUGAAGCCGCUAUUUCCAAUAGUGGUUGCCAUACUGGUCAUUGCGACCAAUGCUCACUCCAAAUCCACCGAGUCAAAAGUUCUGGCCGAGAGCAAAGAACCAGUAGCAGAAGCCGAAGAAAGCGAGCCUCAGACAAGAUCAGAAAGAUGUACAGUAUGCUCUGGUACAUCAAGCCUGAAAACUCAUAGCCACCACGCCUCAGGAAAUUUCCAGACGUUACCACAAAUCAGUGAGGUGCACACACAACAGUUCUUCGAAGAAUGCAACUCAGAGAAAGGUUGUGCUGGAGUCAAGCUAAAAGAUGGGAAACUCGUUCAAAAGUACGGAGACCUCGAUGCUUUUAAAGCAGCCGCUGAAGCCAAUAAUGGAGAAGAAUUCCAAUUCCAAGCGGCUGCAAGUAAGGUAUUAGAAGGAAAAAUUCCAAACAGUGGACCAUUUUGGUGGAUGAAUGAGAAUUCUCCUUUCAAAAAUGUUGGAGGCGCUGGCGGUAGCUCUCAGAAAUUCAGCAAAUUUCAGUCCUCAAGCUUUAGCUCCGCAAGCAACGGAGGCUCAGGUGGAGUGAAUAUUGCCGCUAACCCAUUCUUAAAUGGAGAGUUAAGUAAAAUUAAUAAUGGUUUCACUAGCGGCGGUGCUAACUUUGCAGGACAAGGCUUUAAGGCUAUUGGAGGAAGCCAGGGAGCAGGAUUUAGUACUGGUGGCACAGGAUUAGCCAAUGGUUUCGGUAGUGGUUCCCAAAGUAGUUACGGAUCUAGUUCUCAAAACAGUUUUGCUGGUGGUCAAAAUGGUUUCUCUGCCCAAGGAGGCCUUAAUCAAGCUGGUCUCGGAUUAGGAGGAAGCCAGAGCAAUUUCAAUGCCUUUAACUCUGCAAGCAAGUUUGGCUCAGGAUUCACUGGAUCUUCACCAGCGCCUUUCUCUUCCACUGGAGCCAAUGUCAAUCUUAUUCAGAACUCCCAGAAGACAUCAGAUUAUGACUUCGAACAGCAACAACAGACACAACAAAAUAUUGAUGAAGCUUUCGCUGCUACUGGCAAUGUUCAGGGUUCUGUGAAUUCUGGUGGGGAGUUACAGCAGACCUGUGCUGGUCAAGGCUAUAUUUGUGUACACAAAACACAGUGCAAUAACGGAGUUGUGAACACCAAUGGAGGAAAUUUGCAACGCGAGAAUACCCAGAAGCAGUACUGCAACACCAGAACUGAAGCUUGCUGCAGAUGGGAAACAUCAUCUUCAGCAGGAACUGGUAUCCCUCAAGGCACAUUCGGUGUAGGAACCAGUACCUUCUCCGGUUCGACCAAUCAGCAAUCAGGAGUGUUCUCUCAUGGUGGUUCAAGACCAAACAGUUUUGGAAGUUCGUCAAAUAACGGCUUUAACUCUUUGAAUAGAGGAACUACUUCUUCUGGAUUUGGAAUCAAUACGAACCAGUUCUCCGGUACUGGAAUCUCCGGCACAUCUCAAGUUGGAUCUAGUUAUGGUGGCAAUAAAUUUACUGGGUCUGCCGUUGGAUCAGGCUUUGGAACAACCGUAGCUCCGACUCCCACUCGUUUUGGAGGAAAUAACUAUAACAAUGAAGUCUUCAAAACCAACAGUCAAUCGAACUUUGUUGAAACCGACUCUUUCCCUGCUGGUAGCCAAAAUUCUGGUGUUUACAGGCCAAACGGAAUACCUAACCUAAAACCUGGUGUUCCUUACCUGCCUCCAGUCGACUCUUCCACAGGCGCUUCCAACAUCUAUCCUUCAUCGAUUGUAACUUCUCCCCGGCCUUUCACUACUCCUCGCCCAGUUACCACUCUAAGACCUUUCACACAAAGAGUAACGCCAACGUACCUGCCACCUGUAUCUUCUACUUCAGCGCCAGGAUAUCUGCCUCCAGUGGAUCCACUAGAUGGCUCAGAAUCAAGACCUUACGUUGAAGGAGGAGUUAUUCGUGAUACUUUCCUCCCACCUACACCUGGACCUGUGAAAAUUAACAAUGAAAUCCCAGCCGGAUGCGCAGCUGCUUUGAAGUGUACCCCCAUCGAAUUUUGUACAGCUGAAGGGGUCAUAUCGAACACCACUGUCUUUUUAACCCAAGACCAGGAUGCGUACAGAGUACCACUUACUGACUGCAAAAACAUCGAGACAGGACUCAUCGGCAAAUGCUGCCGCGAUCCUUACUACACGGAUCCCUGGCCAGUGAACCAGCUCGGAAAAUGGGUGCCUGAUGUCUUCGGAGGCAACGAUGGCAAGUACAUACCCGACAGUCGAGGUAGCCCGAAUAACCCUCGUCCAUUUGUCACUGCCCGGCCACCAACACAACCAGGAAUAGGAUCAGUUAUUCUGAACAACUUCAGAACCACCCAGGAACCAGGACUGAACCAAGUAACUUCCGGAUACCCCUCCAUAACGCCGGGUACAGUCAAUACACAGGGAUCCUAUGGCCAGGGAGGUAAAGGACAAUAUGGACAGAGAGGACAAGGUCAAUAUGGUCAAGGCUCUUCUGUCUCACAAACCACUUCGGGCAUCGGUCAAGUAGGUGUUGGGCAAAUUGGACAAACAGUAACCCAAAGUCAAGGAGCUUAUGGCCAGGCUGGUAAAGGUCAAUUGGAAGUGGUUGGACAGGGUAUACAGAGGAACCAAGGCUCAGGCUUCAGCGUAAACCAGGGCAUAGGUCAAGGAGUCCGUCAAGGGGUUGGUCAGACUGUUACACAAACCAGUGGUACAGGUGUUACCCAAGGAUUUGGAACCGGAUUUAAACAAGGACAGGGCACUAUUCUCACAGAAAAUCAAGGCUUUGGAGUUCAACAAGGAACUGGUCAAACUAUUUCUCAAGGCGGUGGAAUUAGUGUCUCUCAAGGAUUUGGCACUGGAAUCAGACAAGGACAAGGCCAGUACGUUAGCCAAGGCGUAGGACAAGGAGUCCGAGAAGGCAGUGGCUUCACAGUUACCCAAGGUCAAAAUGGAUUUGGUGUCGCACAAAACACUGGUUUCGGUGUUACUCAGGGUCAAGGACAGGGCUUCGCCUUCAAUCAAGGACAAGGUAUCCUACAAGGUCAGGGUCAAGCUCUGAAGCAAGGACAAGGAGAAGAAAUAACUCAGGAGUCAGUUCAUAGAGUCUUCUUGUCAAGAUAUGACGGUACUGGACAAUGCGGUGUACUGAACCCUCAGAAACCGUACGGCAACCGUCAAGAUCUUGAAGUAGACUUCGCUGAGAUCCCCUGGCAAGCUAUGGUUCUGCUCCAGACCAACAGGAGCCUACUCUGUGGAGGUGUCAUCACCAGACCUGAUGUUGUUCUUACAUCUGCUAGCUGCGUUGAAGGCCUCCUCGCAAAGAACGUGCUCAUCAAGGGAGGAGAAUGGAAACUUGGAGUCGACGACGAACCUCUGCCAUUCCAGAUCGUCCAAGUCAAACAUAUCCUCCGUCAUCCACUCUACGAACCUGGCCACUUGAAAUACGACGCUGCAGUUCUGGUCUUGUCCGAAAAUCUGAGACUACAGAAGAACAUCUGGCCUAUCUGCUUGCCUUCUACUUCUGAUAGGCUCGAUGCUUACUACAACGGUAAUGGAGAGUGUAUUGUGACUGGAUGGGGCAAGAAUAUUCUUCAAGCCCAUCUCCAAGGCAGCAUAAUGCACGGCCUGAAUGUCUCUCUGAUCAACCCUCAAGAAUGCGAGACCAAACUCCAGGAAGACUACCCUCAUCUCCUCGAUAACUAUGAUCAGGACAGCUGCGUGUGUGGACAGCCUACUAACCCAACCAACAAUAUAUGCAAGGUGGACACCGGUAGUGCUCUCGCGUGCACGACUGACGGCCAAUAUACUUUGAGGGGUAUUUACUCCUGGGAAUCAGGCUGUCAAGUCGGUAAUCAGUUAGCUGCCUUCUACAAGUUCGACGUAGAAUGGUACGAAUGGUCCAUCGGCCUAAUCGAGAGCGUUCGUUUCGCACAGUUCACCACCACGCAAAUCACCAAGACCAAAAUCAUCACUCAAGUCAAGGGAGGCAUCAAAGGAGGAACUAUAUCAGGCAUCAAAGGUUUCGGUGUUAAAGGACAAGCAGGAUCCACUCAAUUCGGUCUCGAUAACCCAAUAGGAAUUAAAACAGGACAGUUUAGCCAAUUCAAUAAAUUCACAUCUGGCGGCAAAAUAAGUUCAGAGUUAGGAGAAAAUGCAGGAUUGAACUUUGGAACCGAAUUAAAAGCACCUUUAUCUAAGACCUUUAGCGCUACUUUUACCGAGAAAAAAAUCUUCCAAACCGAACCUAAAUUCGUAACAUACACGACAAAACCCGAAAUUGUAACUUUCACGACUAAACCAGAAUAUUUUACAUAUACAACGAAACCAAAAAUUGUAACCUACACAACUAAACCAGAAAUUGUAACAUAUACGACCAAACCAGAAAUUGUUACGUAUACGACCAAGCCAGAAUACUUCACGUAUACGACUAAACCUAAAAUUGUAUCGUACACUACGAAACCACAAAUCAUCUCUUACGAGACUUCAGGUAGCGCCACAAACCCUAAAUAUGUUUCACCCUUCUCCUUCUCAGAAAUAGUAGGAGCCAAACACACACAUUCUCCACAGUGUAACUGCAACGGAAAGAAGUAA
Molecule: messenger RNA, 4680 nt
Organism: Arctia plantaginis
Lineage: Eukaryota; Metazoa; Arthropoda; Insecta; Lepidoptera; Erebidae
Source: the annotation of a GenBank genome assembly